Molecule: messenger RNA, 2133 nt
Organism: Onychostruthus taczanowskii (white-rumped snowfinch)
Lineage: Eukaryota; Metazoa; Chordata; Aves; Passeriformes; Passeridae
Gene: TBX21
Product: T-box transcription factor 21
Biological process (GO): regulation of transcription by RNA polymerase II; positive regulation of DNA-templated transcription; lymphocyte migration
Cellular component (GO): nucleus
Molecular function (GO): RNA polymerase II cis-regulatory region sequence-specific DNA binding; DNA-binding transcription factor activity, RNA polymerase II-specific
Source: RefSeq, a predicted model, not a curated record
GGCAGGAGGAGCGAGCGAGGCACCGGCCCCGCCACCGGAGCCCCGCUCGGCGCUUUUGGGGUUUUUCCGGCUGUUUUAGGGUAUUUUUCAGGGGUUGUUUUUUUUUUACCCCCGCUCCCUCUCGGCUGUCCCCGGGCCGCCGCCGCUCGGGGCCCCCCCGGUACCACCGGGCAUGGAGGGGGCGGCGGGAGCCCGGCCGGGAGGGCAGCGCUGACCGGAGCCGCGUCCCGGGGACCCCCGGCGGGGACCCCCCAUGAGCGGCUGAGCGGGGCCGGCGCCCCCCGCCCGUCCAUGGGCGCGCUGGAGCCGGGCACCGGAGCCCCCCGGGCCGCCGCCCCCAUGCUCGGCGCCGCCGCCAGCUUCGCCAAGGAACCCCCGGGCCCCCGGGACGCCGCCGCCGCCGCUUUCUUCGGUGAUGGAGGGGGACCGGAACCGGGAGCCCCCCCGCUCCCUUACGGCGCUCCCGGCGGCUUCGGCGGCCGGUUCCUGGGGCCGUGCCCGCCCUACCGGGCGCCGCCGCCUCCCGCCGCGCCCGUGGAAGGCUACGCGGGCACCGAGGGCGGUUUCGGCGGCGGGGGGGGCCCGCUGUGCCCCCCGCUCUGUGCCCUGCCCGGGUACCGGGCCGCCGGGAAGCUGCAGGUGAUGCUCAACAAUUACCCGCUGUGGGCCAAGUUCCACAAGCACCAGACCGAGAUGAUCAUCACCAAACAGGGCAGGCGAAUGUUCCCCUUCCUCAGCUUCAGCCUGUCGGGGCUGAACCCCGCGGCGCACUACAGCGUCAGCGUGGACGUGGUUCUGGUGGACCAGCACCACUGGCGCUACCAGGGCGGCAAGUGGGUGCAGUGCGGGAAAGCCGAGGGCAGCAUGCCAGGGAACCGCCUGUACCUGCACCCCGACUCGCCCAACACGGGCGCGCACUGGAUGCGCCAGGAGGUUUCCUUCGGGAAGCUGAAGCUCACCAACAACAAGGGAGCCUCCAACAACGUCGGCCAGAUGAUCGUGCUGCAGUCGCUGCACAAGUACCAGCCGCGGCUGCACGUCACCGAGGUGAAGGAGGGCGAGGGGGAGGACGGCUACCCCUCCCCGCACACCCACACCUUCGCCUUCCCCGAGACGCAGUUCAUCGCCGUCACCGCCUACCAGAACGCCGACAUUUCCAGAGCCUCCCCCUGGCUCCCCUCACCCGCCAGGCGCAGCCCCCCCAAACCCCACCGUGUGCCCCCCAGGAUGUACCCGGCCUCGGAGAGCGACCGCCUGACCCCGUCCCCGCCGGAGGCUCCGGGCUGCCAGCAGCUGCUGCCGCGCUUCCAGCCCUUCCUGCCCGAGCAGCUCCCGCUGCCCCCCGGCCGCUUCUUCGGGGGCGAGCGGGGGGCUGCGCUGCCCCUGCCCCCCAAAGACCCCCCGCCCUGGUUCUUCCCCCCGCAGCAGCCCCCCGGCCCCGGCGCGCUGGACUACGGCGGCUACGAGGGGGGCUACGGGGGGGGCAAGCUGGUGCCCUACGGGGUGAAACCCCUGGCGCUGCCCCCCGCCCCGCACCCGCCCCUGCCCUACUACCCCGAGGGGCCGGGGGGCUUCGGGGUGCCGGGGGGCUGGAGCCCCGGGCAGUACGGCGCCGCGGCUCUGGGCUGGUACCGGGAGCCCCGCGAGGAGAAGGGCAAGGAGAUGGAGGGCUGGGCCAGCGAGCCCCCCGCCGCCGCGGCCUCCGGGGACUCGUCGGACUCGGGGCUGCACGAGUGCAAGCGGCGGAGAGUGUCGCCGUACCCCGAGAGCACCGAGAGCUUCCCCGCCCCGCAACGGCGACGGCUACGACCGGGAGCCGCUCCCCGACGGGGGCUACUACGGCUACUACGGCAACUGAGCCACGGCGGGGGGCGAGCGGGGCGCCAGAGCCCCCCCAACCCGGGUGGGAAAGGGUCCUGUGUGCCCCCCACCCCCAAAUCCUGGGACGGCUGGAGCAGAGGGGGGGGCUCAGCGCGACAAUCAGCCCCCGGUGCCACCCCGGUGGGGCCGCGGGGGCGAGCGGGGUGGGACGGGCGGGGGGAAAGGGGGUGAGGGUUUUUUUUUUGGUGUCGGUGGUUUUUAAGGGAGGGGGGUUAACGCUGAAGUAUUUAUUGAGCCCCCCCCCCGUGCCCG